Lactuca saligna is the source of this 924-nucleotide messenger RNA. The record is from the annotation of a GenBank genome assembly. Lineage: Eukaryota; Viridiplantae; Streptophyta; Magnoliopsida; Asterales; Asteraceae.
AUGCUCGCAUCUCACAUAGUAUCAAUAGAAACUUUGUCGAAAGAGCAUGUUGUGAUUCUUACUAAAUCCAACAAGGAUGUUGAGGAUUCUAAGAAAACUUGCAAGGAUACAACCGAAAAAGUUGAAAAACUACUUUCUGAGGUUACUACUUUCAUGGGUACUUUCCAAAGCUCUUUUGAAUCAAAUACAACGAAUGUGAACAAAUUGAUUUCUAGUCUUGUUGCAACUCUUCAUACCGAGAAAGCAUCACUUGAAAAGCUAGAUUUUCCUAUUACUCCGAAGGCAUUCCUGUUUUGGAGUUUUGACAAAGUUGAGAAAGCUCCUGAGUCUGAUCACGAUGCUAAUGUUUUGCUUAUCUCCUUUUAUCUGAAGCAUGGCAAGCCCCAAUAUCAAACCUGGAGUUCUAAGAAGAUUAGAGAUGUGAAGGUUUAUCGCCCCAUUGAAACUGAAAGCUUCCUGAAUGUGAGACUUAAAACAGCUAGAGGUGUUGUGAUUUCGAUGUUUGAGUUUAUACUCGAAGACUUGUUGUUCCUUAACCCAUUUGACUGGAUCUAUCUAUUUCAUCUCUUGCUAAAGGAUGAACAUAAAUAUGAACCUAUUGAGGCGCAUCUCAAAAGGAUGCUAAUCUCGUACAUACAAGAAUUUGGAAAAAUGGAUGUACAUAUUCUGGCAGUUUUACGAAGGAAGCCUAUUGUUAAUCUGAAAGAAUCUUCGAAAGACAUUAACAAGAUGAAGCUCAGAAGGAUUAAGAAAGAAAACCGGAGCGUAAUGUUACAACAAAGUGCGAGAGAGAGUUCGAAUCUUCAGAAGUGUUUGUUCACCCUUUAUGACAAACAUAUUUACUCCACUUCCUGCUUGAACUACAAUUUGGAGUUGAUUGGGAGAACAAAGCGAAUGCUGCUACGUGCAACAGAUGCUUCGUAG